This is a messenger RNA of Dufourea novaeangliae, 3900 nucleotides long. It is a transcript of the gene chp, whose product is annotated as chaoptin. The coding region runs from base 1 to 3900 and encodes 1299 amino acids. Gene Ontology annotation, cellular component: extracellular matrix. The record is from RefSeq and is a predicted model, not a curated record. Lineage: Eukaryota; Metazoa; Arthropoda; Insecta; Hymenoptera; Halictidae. Gene Ontology annotation, molecular function: protein binding. The transcript is spliced from 16 exons.
AUGAGACGGAUUGGAAUGCUCUUGCGGACCCAUUACAACUUGUCAACAAUGGUGAAAGUGGGGUACAUUCUUGUCUUUGUCACUCUGUUGCUGAUGAUGUGGGCGUCCAUGGUCCGGAUGCACGAGCUGCCCGUACAGUAUCCGCCCUGUUUCUUCAAUCCCCUUUGCACCUGUUCGAAAGCCAUUCCUGAUCUCGGCAUAGUCACCUGUUACAAUGUCCCGAUGCCGCGGAUACCCCAGCCGAUUAAUUCCUCGAAGGUGUUCAUGCUCCAACUGGAGAACAAUGGCCUGAUGUUCUUGCAACCGCAGUUUCUCAUGAACACAGGUCUGUACAACCUACGGAUCAAGCAUAAUCCCCUGGCCGACAUCCCGGACGAAGCUUUCCUAGGGCUUGAGAGAUCGUUAUGGGAGCUCGAAUUACCCUACAAUCGCCUCGAGAGGGUACCCAGCCGGUCGUUCAGGCAUUUGCAGAAGUUGCAACUUCUCGAUCUGACAGGUAACAAAAUAUCGAAGAUAGCCGCGGACAAUUGGCGUGGUCUGGAGAAUUCUUUGCAGAAGCUACGUCUCGGUCGAAAUGCGAUCGAUCGACUUCCGGCCGACGCGUUCGCCGGGCUCACGUAUCUGGAUAUGCUCGAUCUACGGGAGAAUAAUUUGAAGGAGAUCGAUCCGUCGGUGUUCAGGGACGGCAUGGCUCAUCUGGUCCACCUUUAUCUGAACGGCAAUCAACUGACCCACAUCCCGUACGCACAGUUGUCGUCCCUGAAACGGAUGAAGAUCCUGGAUCUGAGUUACAACAGGAUAUCGAGGAUGCUGAACACGCUGCAGGAACCGGAAAUACGGGGACUUCAGAUGUCUCUGGACACAUUGCGGCUGGAUUACAAUCAUAUCGAGAUCCUAAUGCCCGGGGACUUCCAACACUUUUACAAAGUCAAUAAAACUUACCUCGACGGGAAUCCUUUAACUAUGAUCGAGGAAGGAACGUUCAGGGACUCGAAGAUACGAGAACUGUAUUUCGCCGACUGCGACCUAAUGGACGUGAGUUCGGUGAAUUUCGUCGGAUUGGAAUCGUCCUUGGAACUGCUUGAUCUCUCCGGGAACAAUAUCACCAACCUUCCGAGCCCCAUAUUUCAGGAAUACGAUUUCCUUCGGACUUUAAGCUUCCGUGAGAACAAGAUCCAGAACCUCUCGCCAGCCGAAGUGUUCAAUGGUUUCCAAUAUUCCCUUUACAAUCUGGACCUGAGCGGCAACGAGAACAGCCUGAUAUCCCUUCAGGAUCUACGACAAAUGCGUAACACGCGUUUCCUGUCGAUUUCACGGAUGCCACAGCAGACCCUGAUGGCGGAGAAUUUCAUGGAGUACGGGAUGGACAUCAAGGAACUGCGUAUCGUGCAAAGUAACGUAAACACCAUCAAGAAUCACGCUUUCAUGCACGUUCGCGGGAUCAAGUAUCUCGAUUUCUCAGAGAAUUCUAUUACCACGAUCGAGGACGAAGCCUUUUCCGAGGUGGGCCAUUCGCUUCUGACGCUAAGAAUGUCGCACGGCCUGUCGUCCUCUUUCACCGAAAUACCAAACAAAGCGUUCAAGUUCCUGACGAAUUUGCAACACCUUGACUUCAGCAACAACAAAAUCAAAUCCAUGCCGGACACCACGUUCCACUUCAUGAAGAGGAUCAAGCGUAUCGAGUUGCAGGACAACGAAAUCGACUUUAUCACGAAGGGAACGUUCCAGGGUGAUAUACAUUCGACCCUCGAGGAAGUGAAUUUCGCGUAUAAUAAGAUCAAGGGAAUCUAUACCCACACGUUUGCCGACCUGCCGAGAUUAACGGCGAUAAAUUUAGAGGACAACGCUAUAGAUCAAAUCGGGAGGCGGUCGUUUAUGAAUUUGAAGCUGUUGAAGUAUAUUAAUUUACGGGGCAACAAGCUAAAGGACAUCACCGACGAGGCGUUCCAGAAUCUUCCGGAUCUAGAGUUUCUGGAUCUCGCUUACAACGACUUGGGCGAGUUCGAUUUCGCCUCGUUCGAUCAAGUGGGAACACUGUCGUCGUUCAAAGUGAACGCCAGCCAUAACGAGAUCCCGAAAUUGUUUAUCAAUACCACCACGUUCACACCGCCGACGACCAUCGGCGGCGCGUUACAAUCGAACAUCAAGGUCCUCGAUCUCAGUUACAACAACAUCUCCGAUAUAAUGAAAUAUUACUUCAAGCCUGUGGAGUACUCAUUAACGCACCUGUACCUGUCUCACAACCAAUUGACCAACGUCACGCAGGGCAUCUUUGGGAACAUGCCGCACUUACAAUGGCUCGAUUUGUGUCACAACGAACUGAUGGAAAUUGAUUUCGACUCCUUCAGAAACACGAAAAAUCUACAGGUUUUGCUCCUGUCUUGGAACAACAUCAUGGACAUCCCAGCGGAAGCGCUCAGACCCUUGAGGAAACUAAGAAUUGUCGAUCUGUCCCACAACAAGCUGAGGUCACUUCCGGAAAAUAUGUUCUUCGACGCUAGUAUAGAGAGUCUGGACAUUUCUCAUAAUCAGUUCAUGAGGCUGCCCAUCAAGGCCAUGUCUAUCUCUUCCGCUUCCAGCUUGUCUAUACUGGACAUGUCUUGGAACACUCUGUCGGGAAUCCACACCACCGACGCCAUAUUCAGAUUACGAAGUCUAACGUGGUUGGAUCUGUCCUACAAUCGUUUAGUGAGGCUCGACGAUGGUGUGUUCUCCGACAUGCCCUAUAUGACUCAUCUCGACUUGAGUCACAAUAAACAGCUGCUCCUGGAGACGCGAGGAAGAACUUUCCACGGUUUAGAGGACUCUCUUCUUUAUCUCGAUUUGAGCAACAUUUCGCUCUUGAGUGUGCCAGAUUUGCCGUUACGACGACUGCAAACGUUGUAUUUGGCAAACAAUGAACUGGCAUCGAUACCACCGGAAAUGGCAUCGAACUUGACGUCCCUACACUAUUUAGACCUGAGCGCCAAUGAUCUCACGGUGGUGCCAUUGAUCACGCACACCCUACCGGAACUGAAAACCUUCAAUCUGGCGAACAAUCCCAUCACAGCUGUCACAAACACUAGCUUCCUGGGGAUAGCGGAUAGUCUCGAGGAGUUGGACAUACGACGGCUAGCAUUAUCGACUUUUGAAUCGGGAGCUCUUUGCAAAGCGACCAAACUCCGGAAGCUAUAUAUAACCGCUUACAACGGCGUGAAGAAUUUCAACUUCCCCAACAUCUUGGAGUAUAAUCACGGCCUACGGCAUCUAGUCAUCGACGUACAAAAUGACACGGACUUGGAGAAAGAGAUGAAAGGAAGGUUCCCUUACAAAUUGUUCAAUAUAACGUUAACGGGCCGUGCUCUGAAGAACAUACACCCGGACAUCUUACAUGGAAUAAGAAAUCCUCAUCUCCAUUUCGGAAUGUACAAUACCAGCGUGAGCAGCGUACCGAAGAAGGUGUUCGAGAACGCGGAACAUGUCAGAAACGUGACGGUUCAUCUUCAUCACAGCGAUGUGCGAACCCUUCAUAAUCCUUCAAAUGGAUUCAGACCGGGGGUUCCAGGGAAACGGUUUCUGUUGAGGCUCACGGUCAGGGGUAGCUACUUCACCUGCGACUGCGACAUUGGAUGGAUGGAGACAUGGCAGAGAAAGCACAGACAAUACCAGGAGGAUCGAUGCACCAGUUACAACGAAUUCAAGAACUUCGACCGUGACGAAGAGGACGACGAGUUCGAUUGCUGGAACAACGACUGGGACGAUGAUCUUCGGGAGUCAUUUUGCUUGAACAAAAACAACGUCUCGGUGCUAGAGGCAUUGAAAAGCGACCUCGAAUGCGGAUGGAGCGCGGGGACCUACGUCCACGGACUCCAUCACAUCGUUCUUAUUCUCUUUGCCAUUCUUACAGCAACGAUCUACUAA